AUGUCUGCCGAUAUCACAGACUUCCUACCAACCGCCAGCUGUACGACGAAAAACCCGCGUUUCUUUUUUUUCAAUGGAAAUGAAGCCGAAUCCCGCAAACAUGCCAUGCGAGAACACUGGAGGAAACGAAAGGAACGGAAGAUGGCUGCUAGGGAACAUGACAAACCAUUUCGAUCACUCCGCUUUGUCCCCAAAAAGGACCAUAUGGUCUGCAGAAUGGAAGCUCAAAGCCAUUCCGAUGAUCCAAUACUGAGUCAAGACCAUCCAUACAUUCGAGAAGCCCAUCGACCUCUACCCAUGGGUAUCCGUCAAACAUGCAGCCCAAUCCAUAGGAAGACACGUCCCUGCAACGCAUCACAGUCCCUGAAGGGCGUCGUCCAAGAAAGCGUUAACUCAGGGCCCCGCAUACAUGGGGCGUCUAUACGUGACACCAAGGGACUGAACCAUUUUCAACGCAAAAACACAGAGCUCUAUGGCGCCAAUGAUGAGUCUUGUGUUGUUGCUAGCAAAUUGUAA
Molecule: messenger RNA, 516 nt
Organism: Penicillium cosmopolitanum
Lineage: Eukaryota; Fungi; Ascomycota; Eurotiomycetes; Eurotiales; Aspergillaceae
Exons: 3
Coding region: 1-516 (171 amino acids)
Source: RefSeq, a predicted model, not a curated record